Messenger RNA from Lachancea nothofagi CBS 11611, 783 nucleotides. Lineage: Eukaryota; Fungi; Ascomycota; Saccharomycetes; Saccharomycetales; Saccharomycetaceae. The record is from the annotation of a GenBank genome assembly.
AUGAAAGAUAACGUAUGUUUAACGCGCUGCGAUUGUUUAUCAUCCGUGCCUUACGCCACAAUUCACACCAUUCUUCGUGUACUAACAGUUUCUUUAGGACACAGAUUCCUAAACUCGUUGAGAACCGAAUGCGACCGCUCUCGGUCGUUCAAACGGGCUUCAAGUUGCGCCAAAAUAUUACAAAGUGAGAUGAAACGGCGCUCUCGUUUUUCGCAUGCCAAACGGCGGUACAGGUUUCGCAUGCCUAACGGCGCUACAGGCUUCGCAUGCCUAACGGCGCUACAGGCUUCGCAUGCCAAACGCGCCACCUUUCCAAUCGCCCAUUCUAACAUCUACAAUGGUAUCAACCGUCGGUCGCACGCAUUAAUUUCCCCCACUACCACCAUUUACACCUGGAAGCAUGCCAAAAGUCUCGCCAUAAAUGCCAAACAAGUACUUCAUGACCUGCCACACAAGCUACAGAUCCAAACCACCGCUGCUCAUGAGCGCAGGUCGUUGUGUCAUUGUAUACGAGGGUCUCCUUCUCUCGCCUACACGCCUAAGCACAGCAUCCUCGUUAUCGUGCCAUUAGUAACCUUUGUAAGGUGGUUCGACACCAACUAUCUCCACGAACCAUCCAUCACGUCCGCCACACAUCGUUUAGGUCUUCGUACCUUUUCCAAUUUUAAGUUUCCUCUCACUCUCGUAUGCGAAAUCUCAAGACAAAGCCGUAGUUUAACAGUAGCAUACGAGAAAAGUCAGCCCAACACAGAGUACCAAAUACCAUAUAUAAGACACCUUUGA